AUGGAACUGGUUCGACAAUGCCUGUUUAGUCGUAUCUUUCGUCGAACUUCUCGUGACCUACAUCGCGGACCCCACGCAGGAUGGGCAAGGAGGCUUCAUGUUGAUGCGGAUGCUACGUCUUGCCAGACUUGCUCGCCUGGUCAGGCUGAUGCGUUUCCGCAUGUUUCGAGAGCUGAAGCUGAUGGUGCUGGGCCUUUUCUCUGGGCUCCGUGCCCUCUGCUGGGCGAUUGUGCUGCUGAUGUUCAUCAUCUAUACGAUUGGGGUUCUCAUGCG
Messenger RNA from Symbiodinium necroappetens, 273 nucleotides. The record is from the annotation of a GenBank genome assembly. Lineage: Eukaryota; Dinophyceae; Suessiales; Symbiodiniaceae.